UGCUGAUCCAGACGUGCUUGAUGUAUUAACAAUUAGAUCUGCAAAAUUAAUAUUUCCACGUAACCAUUUCUCUUCAUUCCUUAAAAAUGCAUGGUAUGUGCGUUUAUUUAACUUCCACUUGCUAACUAACUGAGAACACAAGGAUUUAACACUUUUCUUGAUUAAAUCUACACUAUUUUGUUCAGAUAUUUCCCCCAAAACAUUUAAAAUGUACUUCAAAACAUUUUCCCGUCUUUUCGAUAAAUCUUCCUCGUGUCUCCAAAUCUCAAAGAGAUCUCUUCGAGAAAUAAUCCAUGCUACAAUAGAUUAAAUAAUGAUUACUUGAUAUUUUUGAAAUACUAUACGACUUUUGGGUAUAUAUUACUACAAUACAUGAUACAUUCUACAGUACUGUAUAUAUGUACGAUUAUAUAGAAUAUACAAAAUAUAAUAUAAUAUGUAUAGAAUAUACAUGUGUAAACUUACCGUUGGUACCCAUGAUAUUUAUAAAAAUAGGAUAAUAAAAACAAAAAGAAAAAACUUUAUAAUAAUGAAAACGAGAAACCACACAAGAGAAUAUUAUUGCACGCUGUUCACUGCUAGACUGAAAAAAUCCGUUAAAAAAUAUGAACGUAGACUGUAUGAAACUUGUCAUUGUUUAUUUCUUUAUAUAUACAAUUGAUAUUAUUGGAAUACACAUGUAUACAUAUACAUUGUCAAACGUGCUCCUAUUCCCUAAAUGCAAGUGGCGAGCGUUCCGCUGAGGUUCAUGUGUUUCACGGAGCAACCACACCGCUUAAUAAAAAUUGAAAUAUUUUUACGUACGGCACCUCUCGGCACCUAAAAUUGAUAAGAUCUUGUAGCUAAUGAAUCAUAGAAUACAUUACUACAACAAAUAAUACCAACCAGCAUCAACCGCAUUUUGUAGAUCUACGUAAAUUCAUUUUCUUUUAACGGUAUAGAAAUUAUUUUCAUAAAAGUAAGACAGUAAAAAAUAAAUUUAUUGAAAAAUAAUAAAACAUUCUAUUAUUACAUCUGAAAAUACAGUCUUUUGUGAAUAAUAUUUGACAAAAAAUACAACAUUAUUCGAUUAAUAGACUUUAACACACAACAUUUCUUGUAAUACAUAAUUUAGGCUUACGUCAGCCUAUAAAAUAGACCUAUAGAAUCGCUAACUUUGGAUAGGUGUCACGGUCAUUAUACUUCGUGAAAUUAAUUUAUAAGCGUAAUUUUCCUGGUUCUAGACCUUUUUCAACAACCUCUAGUGAAAAUUACAAAAUUCUGUGAUAGUCACUAAAAUGACUUUUGUCCAGCUAGAUUGGCGAUCCGUGACACUGUGCGACGGUGGAAAAUAUGAAAAAUCUGGGUGCAGCUAAAAUAACCAAAGGAGUGGUUAAAUCUCGCUUGGAGCUCUUGGAAAGAAACUGGAAUACAUUUUCCGAGACGCACGAUCAACUCCUUGACGCGUUUGCAGCAACCGAAAAGGACAGUCCGUAUUUCAAAAAGGACUACAUGGGCGCUGGCGAAGAGGCGUACGUUCAACAAAAGGCAAUAUUGCUGGAUCAAUUGAAGGAAAAGCUAGCCGAAAACUCUGCAGGUAAGACCGAAUCAUCUCAUGGAACUUCAACUCUCCGGUCUUUACCUAAAAUCACGCUGCCUAGCUUUUCCGGUGAUUACAACAGCUGGUCGAACUUUCGCGAUCUAUUUCAAUCUUUAAUCAUUGAUAAUGACGCUCUCUCUCUCGUCGAAAAGCUACAUUAUCUGAAAAUAAGCUUAUCUGGUGAGCCAGCUCAAUUACUGCAAAAUAUACCGAUGACCGGUGAUAACUUUGAACGGGCUUGGAACUCAAUUACGCAACGCUAUCAAAACUUACGAGUCCUGAUUACCUCUCAACUGGCAUCCAUAACGGCACUUCCUCCGAUGAAAAGAGAAUCGUCGCGAGACCUGAAAGAACUUCUUCACGGCACAACGGACGCCGUCCAAGCUCUGGAGGCCAUGAAGCGACCAGUCCAACACUGGGAUGACUGGCUCGUCUUCAUAACCGCCGAAAAACUGGAUUCCAAAACAAGAAUGGGAUGGGAAACAGCCAUUGGAUCAACAUUAGAUCCUCCAACGCUUGCACAAUUAACGACGUUUCUCACCUCAAAACUGCGAGCCUUGGAAGCUGUGGAAGGAGCAUCCGGUUCAUCAGCAACGACUACGAACCCAAUCGAAGCUCAGAAGCAAGGGAAGAGGACGUCCGUCAACUCCACGCUUCGUCUCAAGGCGCACGCGACGCACACCGCUGGAGAAGGAUCUCGAAAGUGCCUCAUUUGUCAAAAGGACCACUUCAUUCUGUUUUGCCCGACCUUCAAGGGGAUGAAUCCGCGUGAGAGAAAGCAACUGGUAACAGAAAAGCGACUGUGUUAUAAUUGUUUGGUUCCACACUCUUCACAAGCUUGUAAGUCUACUAAGCGGUGCCAAGUUUGCGUUGGUAAGCAUCAUACCUCUCUUCAUUCUACUUUUGAACAAUCUUCUGCUGCUCGCUCUUCUCUUUCCAAACAGGUGCCAGACUCGAGUCGCGAGACGAUCGACGAUCCGCAACAGGAGCCAUCCGCUUCAAUUUUUGAAAAGGUUACACAUUGCGCAAUGACUUCCUGCUCCGUAACCUCCGCUGUAUCGGUCAUACUUGCUACCGCGGAACUAAUGCUAGUGUCCGACCAGGGAAGGAGAGUGGUAGUGAGAGCUUUAAUCGAUCCUUGCUCAGAGGUUUCUUUGAUGGAGGAGAGCGUGGCUCAGAUUCUAAAUCUAAAGCGGGUACUUGAUAAAAUUCCGGUUAUUGGCGUCGGAAAGACGCAAACUUACACGAAAGUGUUUCAUGCGAGAAUCGGAUCUGGUUAAGACGCUUACUCGCUUUUGGAAAAUUGAGGAAAUUCCCUCAAAAUCUAAUCUGUUAACCGAGGAGGAAAAAAUGUGUGAGGAUCACUUUGUAAA
Messenger RNA from Osmia lignaria (orchard mason bee), 2952 nucleotides. RefSeq lists its product as uncharacterized. Lineage: Eukaryota; Metazoa; Arthropoda; Insecta; Hymenoptera; Megachilidae. The record is from RefSeq and is a predicted model, not a curated record.